AUGGGGGCGCCACAGCAGGCAGCCGGGGGAGAACAGCUAGCGAUCGAGCGAGCGCCCGCCCUGAUGCAGGCACUGAGGCAGCCCAGCCCGGCCCGCAGCCUGCAGCCUGCAGCCUCCGCUAAAAUCAGCCCCUCCAAAACAGCUUUGCAAGUUCAGCUGCAGGAGUCUUUUGCUUUCAGGCGCCUACGGAGCGCGGGUAGGGCACGCAUCCUGGAGUCCUCCCCAAGGCCACUGCAGUCCCCCACCGGCUCUCCAUGUGCUCCCGGGGCCGCGGAGAGCAUCUGCCCCGUGGGCCCCUAUGGGAGACAGACAGGCCGCCCCCUCCAGGGGGUGGGACUGCCCUGUGCGCAGCUGCAGCCAGCUCCUGUCCGGCCGGAGGGUUUCUGGCCACCUCCGCCUUCUCCUCCUCCCCAGCAUCCGCCGCCGCAGCUGCGGCUUUCUCCCCCCCCCCCCGAAGUUGUCCCAGGCUCGGGCUCAGGGCGCCGCUUUUCUGGGUUCUGGUUCGACCCGUCCGAGGCCUUCCCCGCGCACGCGUGUCCGUGUCCCCCGUGGCGGGCUUGGCUGCCCCGAGCACGCCGCUGCAGGCCUCCGGGGCUUGACCAUUUCCCUUCAGGCCCCCCAGCUCUCAGCGAGGCUCAGUCUCUUGCACACCCACUGCUCACCUCGUCGCGUCCCAACACGGAAGACUCAGUUGCUUUGUUCCAGAAAGAACACACACAGAAAAUGGGGCUGAUCAGAUGGCCCCUCACUGCCUCUUUUCUCUGCCAUGUCACCAGCAGCCCAGGAAUAGUAGAGUGGAAAUUUGGAGUUGCUAGAAUUGGAUCAGAAUGUAAGCUCUUUGAGAACAGGGAACCUGAGAUCUUGCCUUCUGAGUUGGGGAGAGGAGGAGCCAGCCAGGACCCUGAAGAAGUACCCAGUAUCUCUUCAGAUCCUGACCUUCCGGGACUGAAAGAUGCCAUCACAUACAAUGUUCUGCUCUGCAAUCCAGCCAGCCUCUGA
This is a messenger RNA of Phascolarctos cinereus (koala), 999 nucleotides long. The record is from RefSeq and is a predicted model, not a curated record. NCBI's taxonomy places the organism in Eukaryota, Metazoa, Chordata, Mammalia, Diprotodontia, Phascolarctidae.